This is a messenger RNA of Tyto alba (common barn owl), 11344 nucleotides long. It is a transcript of the gene ZNF618, whose product is annotated as zinc finger protein 618. The record is from RefSeq and is a predicted model, not a curated record. The coding region runs from base 411 to 3443 and encodes 1010 amino acids. Gene Ontology annotation, molecular function: protein dimerization activity. The transcript has 18 exons. Lineage: Eukaryota; Metazoa; Chordata; Aves; Strigiformes; Tytonidae.
CAGCGGCGGGGCCGGCCGGCGGCGCGGCUGCCGCGCUGGGCCAGACUCAGCCCCUUUCUCCCGCCGCCGCUGGCUGCGAGCGCGCUGCGGCUGGAGCGGCCCCCAGAGCGGCUCGUGAUGGCGGCGGCGGCGCGGGCUCGGCAGCGGGAGGCGCCCGCCCAGCCCUGCGCGCCGCGCCGCUAGCGGCAGCGCCCGUGCCCGCGGCGGCCGCCCCGGCCCAUGCCCCCGGGGGGAAGGGGGGCUGCAGCAGCCCGGCGAGCCGCCCACCCGCGCAGCGGGGGCAUCGCCCCCACUCGCCGCUCCUGGGAGGGCGGAAAGGAGGCAGCGGCGGCGGCGGCGGCGCCGGCAUUGUGCGCGGCGGAUCGCAGGCCCCGGCGGCGCGGGGCUCGCCUGCCUCCCGCCCCAGCCUCAUGAACCAGCCGGACGGCUCCGCUCCGGCGGCGGCGGCGGCGGCGGCGGCGACGACGGGGACGGGAGCGCAGGCCGACGAGAGCAACAGCAGUGGGCGGAGGAGCUCUUCCAGCAGGGAGUGUUUGAAGCGGAGCCCGCGGAGCCCAAAAGCGGAGGGCUCUGAUUCGGUGACAUCUCAGUCCUCACCCAGUGAAGAGGCUGGAAUGAUGACUGAGGUGAAAGUGAAAACAGAGGUACCAGAUGACUAUAUCGAAGAGGUGAUCUGGCAGGAUGACACCAAAGAUUCCAAGAAGAACAUAAAAGAUGGGCCGGGAGAUGUGCCUGCAGAGAUCUGCGUGGUCAUAGGUGGGGUCCGCAACCAGCAGACGCUCGAUGGAAAAGCAGUGGAACGUGGCUCUCCCGUUGGAUAUACACGAAAUCGAUAUUCAGGGACCUGGAUUUUUGACCAUGCAUUGAGAUACACGUCCGGGUCUUACGAGUGUGGAAUAUGUGGGAAGAAAUACAAGUAUUACAACUGUUUCCAGACCCAUGUGCGAGCACACAGAGACACUGAAGCUGCCUCAGGUGAAGGAGCCUCACAAGGCAGUGCCCUUCUGACUGCGGAAAGGGAGAAGAAGCCUCUCUCCAGAGCUGUCUUUGUGCUGCCCUGGGUGGAAUCCACAGAAACAAACAAUUUUAGGUACACGUGUGACAUCUGUGGGAAAAAAUAUAAAUAUUAUAGCUGCUUCCAAGAGCACAGAGACCUACAUGCCGUGGAUGUUUUUAGUGUGGAAGGGGCCCCAGAAAACCGGGCAGACCCCUAUGACCAGGCUGUCAUAGCAGCAGAUGAAGUGAAGGAGGAGGAGCCGGAACCGUUUCAGAAGAUUGGUCCAAAAACUGGCAAUUACACCUGUGAAUUCUGUGGCAAGCAGUACAAAUACUACACUCCAUACCAGGAACAUGUGGCGCUGCAUGCACCUAUUAAGUUCUCUCGAUCUCCACUCUUCGUGGCAGUGAAGACACAAGCGAGCCAAUCCAGCAAAAAAACACCGGCUUCAAUAAACCGAUGUUCUACCCUCCUGCACCGCACCCCCUCCGGUGUCCCACCGGCAUCCCAAUCCCAGAUGUUCCGCGCUCCAAAUUCUGGAUCCCCAGGAAGCAAGGCCAUCACAGCAGAAAGCGCUUUCAGCAGGAGAGUGGAAGGCAAAGCGCAAAACAACUUUGAGGAAACAAACAGCAAUUCUCAGAACUCCAGCGCUGUUCAUUCGGGGACAGAAAAACCUAAAGAAAAGAGGUGUAAGCAGAACCCAUCAGAAACCGCAAGUCCCCUGAUUUCAAAUCCUUUCCCGCUUUUACAAAAGCCUUACACCUGUGGAGCUUGUGGAAUCCAGUUCCAGUUUUAUAACAAUCUCCUGGAGCACAUGCAGUCCCAUGCAGCUGACAACGAGAACAAUAUUGCCUCUAGCCAGCCCAGAUCACCUCUAGCUGUUGUUGAAGAAAAGUGGAAACCACAACUCCAAAGAAAUAACGCCAACAAUACAUCCGCGAGCGGUUCAGUAGGGAACAGCGCGAUCCCAGAGAAGGAGCGGCAGAACAUUGCCGAGAGGCUCCUGAGGGUGAUGUGCACUGACCUUGGGGCUCUGAGCGUGGUGAGCGGGAAGGAAUUCAUCAAGCUAGCACAGACACUGGUGGAUAGUGGAGCUCGCUAUGGUGCCUUCUCUGUCACCGAAAUCCUGGGCAACUUCAACACACUGGCUCUGAAGCAUUUGCCUCGGAUGUACAACCAAGUGAAAGUGAAAGUCACCUGUGCCCUGGGCAGCAACGCGUGCCUUGGCAUCGGUGUCACUUGCCACUCACAGAGCAUCGGCCCCGAUUCUUGCUACAUCCUGACAGCUUACCAGGUGGAAGGCAACCACAUCAAGAGUUACGUCCUGGGAAUUAAGGGCGUAGACAUUCGAGAUAAUGGUGAUUUUAUCCACCACUGGGUACAGAACGUGCUCUCAGAGUUUGUGAUGUCAGAGAUCAGGACGGUGUAUGUCACAGACUGCAAAGUCAAUUCCUCUGCGUUCUCCAAGGCAGGCAUGUGCUUGCGUUGUUCGGCCUGUGCCUUGAACUCAGUAGUGCAGAGUGUGCUGAACAAGCGAACACUACAGGCUCGCAAUAUGCACGAAGUGAUCGAGCUCCUGAAUGUCUGUGAAGAUCUGGCAGGAUCCACAGGCCUCUCGAAGGAGACCUUUGGCUCCCUGGAAGAGACCUCUCCCCCGCCCUGCUGGAACUCGGUCACCGACUCCCUCCUGCUCGUCCACGAGCGCUACGAGCAGAUCUGCGAGUUCUACAGCAGGGCCAAGAAGAUGAACCUCAUCCAAAACCUGAACAAACACCUGCUCAGCAACCUGGCAGCUAUUUUGGCUCCGGUGAAACAGGCGGUGAUUGAGUUGAGCAAUGAGAGCCGGCCCACCUUGCAGCUGGUACUGCCCACCUACGUCAAACUGGAGAAACUGUUCACUUCCAAAGCUAAUGAUGCUGGCGUAGUCAGCAAACUCUGCCACCUCUUCUUGGAGGCGCUGAAGGAGAACUUCAAAGUUCAUUCGGCACACAAGGUAGCCAUGAUCUUAGACCCUCAGCAGAAGCUGCGGCCUGUCCCACCAUACCAGCACGAAGAGAUCAUUGGCAAGGUCUGUGAGUUGAUCAAUGAGGUGAAAGAGUCCUGGGCAGAAGAAACAGAAUUUGAACCUUCAACCAAGAAGCCUCGGGCAGCAGGGGAAGCCACAGCAGCUCAGGAAGAAGAUUGGUUCGGGAAAAAUGAAGUCUAUGAUUAUUUGCAAGAACCUCUUUUCCAGGCCACCCCUGACCUGUUUCAGUACUGGUCGUGUGUUACCCAAAAGCAUACAAAACUAGCCAAGCUAGCCUUUUGGCUCUUAGCAGUGCCUGCUGUUGGUGCCAGAAGCGAAUGUGUAAAUAUGUGUGAGCAGGCUCUCUUAAUCAAAAGGAGACGGCUACUCAGUCCAGAAGACAUGAACAAACUCAUGUUUUUGAAGUCCAACAUGCUUUAAGACUGUCUUUUAAUUAAAACAAAACUUUAAAACACUGUUCCAAACAAAGAAAAAGAAUUUUAAGUUCUAAACACUGUGGACCUCAUUAUGAAUGCCCCUGGAAACCAAGUGCUUUUUUAUAUAUAUAUAAAAAUAUAAAUAUAUAUAAAAUUAAGUUUGAAAGGAAAGCUGAGCACGUGAGAGAGACAGCCCUCUGCCAGGAACGUGCUCCUUUCCAUAGAUAGUGUGUGGACUUGACAGACUUUCUAAUGUUUUCAAGUGGGCAGACGAAUGGGAGGCUGAUGUUCUAAAGUCUUCAGGCAGCUGAGAUCUAAAGUGACUUGAAGUUUCUUUUGUUUCUCCUCCACCCCACCUCUCCUCUUGUCCCCUGGGCCAUCUUGCCAUGGAUAAUCAGACUACAUUGAACAGACCAGUUCUGCACUGGACUUUGCUCCUUUGAAUAACUGUACACCUUGAGGGCAUUUGUCUGCAGCCUUCUUGACAUACGGUGCAUGUUAUCAGGGCAGCUGUGUUUUAUGAACACCAGUAUCUUUAGAAAUCAGGAAGGGAGACUUUAAGGGUUUUUUAAAUUUUAUUUUUAACUUUUUCACAUUCGUUAUCUCCAAAAAACAGAAGUUAGUCUUCUGUCUCCAUUCCUGGUUUUGAAUUUAACAUGUUAGCUAGUGAUUAUAAGUUUGAUUUAAAACUAAGAGAAAUGGCUCAUGGCAGAAAAUGUCUGUAAUUGUUACAUUUCUUGAAUUUAUUUUUUUACACGUAACUUCUUUUCUGAAUUCCCAGUGCUAAUUAGCUUCUCUGUAAAUUCUGUACCUCAGGGGUUCUCAAACUUGUUCUAGAGCAGCCCGUUUGUGAUUAGAUAAUAUCCUUAUGGGAAUCACAACAGUUGCUUAUAUGGAAAAGCUAGAAACCAGGAAAAGCAAGCAAGUGGUGACAGCGCAGGUGCCUGUGGGCCACCAGCAAGCUGCUAGCUGCCACUGAGAACCCUUGUACUUAAACUUUUUGUAAAAAAAAAGUUUCUCAGUACACGCACUCAGAACACCCUUCACAAGGCCAAGGACAAACCAAGGUGUAUGAUUUUUCAGGGGAACAAAGGUCAUCAGUUUUGUCAAAUUGGGGUUUGAAGGAAGCUUAGAGAAGUGCAUGGGCUCAGAGAUCCUUCUGAAUGUAAGUGUUCCUGAUUGAGUGCAAAGAAUAUCUUCCCAUUUUAUUUGGAAUGGUUUCCUCUAGUAGCACGAAUGUCUUUUUAAUACCUAUAGUGCAUUACACUACUUACUAUGUUGCUGAAUCGUUCUGGCUAGGAAGGCCACAGGCUCUUACACGUUCACACUUACUGGCUCACCCCAAAUGCAAUUAGAGAUCAUCAUAACAUAAAAACAUCUCAGUCACUCUGCUGUCCACUGAGGCCAGUGCUCUGCUCUGUCCAGUGCCCAUAGGCACAGGUUGUGGGCUGCUGGAUGGGACCUCUGCAGGCUGUCAGGCUUGGUGCCUCUUGGACAAUUCCCAGUUUCUGGUGCCAAACUGUUAAUUUUUCAUCACUGGGACUUGUAUCCCAGAAGCAAAUUGAAGCAAAUUCUUAUUUCUGAAGUGAUCUUUCCUGUUCCUAGUAGCGUGCUCUGGAGCAGCAGUCACAGUGGCAGCAGAGCAGCAGCAGAGGUUCAGGAGGAUGGACUUGCUCAGCUCUGAGCAGGCAGGCUGAAGCCCUCCAACAGUGCAAGGGUGUUUUCUGGCUGCCGACAGUGCAGUGGUGAGACUGGGGGCCCUUUUUGAAAUGCUGCUGUUGAACAGAUGUGUUCAACAAGAACAAGAUCCCACCUGCCCAGCUCUGGUUGUAAUAGAAGUUGCAAGUCCCAAGACAUGAGAAAUGGCAAACCCAGUCUCUCAGGCUUUGUGUGCAGAUGUCUUGAACCUGACAGGCACUAACUGACAGCUUCCAUGCCAUGGGGCUCAGACACGGGGAACAGUUUGCAUGCUAGAGACCUUCCCUAGGUCAAGGUCACUGAGGAUAGUUCUUUGCACCCAGCUGUCUUGCCCUUUUCAGUCUGGAAAUAGGACCUACUAUCAGCUUGAGUCUAGCAUUUGGGUUGGCCUCUCAGCACUGUUACUGGCAUCAGGACAAAACUAGUUGUCUCUUAAAUGUAAGUUUUGCAUAUAGAUGCCAUAAAAGACACAGUCUGCAGCCCCACUGACAACUGCAGGAGUAGCAGCACUUGAAGAUGAGCUGCCAAGGCAAAGGCACUUGGACAUCUUACUUCUCUGGCAGUGGCUUUUGCAAAUGGAGGUGUUGGUUGUAGGGCCAACUUUUCUUCUUGCUGGUUUUAUUUUCUCCCAUACAAAUCCUGCCUGCCCAGCCAGCCACCGGGUCUGUGGUAACACAUCUGUUUGCACUUGCAAUACGGGAGAAACCUGUAACAAACAGUAAGUCUCAAACUACAAACAAAAAAACUAAGUUACAUGUAUGCCAAUUACAAAGCAUUUGUGCUGUGCUGCUGUUCCCACUGAAAAGCACAAGGUAUCCUGCAGCAAGAAAACUUGGCUGGAGGUUGAAUCCAAAGCAAAAUUAGCUUUUGAGGCUACAGUGUGUACCAUGCAGCUCAGCUGAUGGGCAGAACUGGCGACAGGAUUUGUAUUCUUUCUCCUAAUGGCACAUUACACCUUUUUACUUAGUUCACCUGAGACCCUCACAGCCACUCGCAGACUCUUCAGUGCUCAGGUGAAUGUGCAAAACCCUUGCAUUUCUUUGAAAAAAAAGCUCCAAAACCCAACGCUUUGCUAAGGGACAGGCUGAUAUCUUCUGUGGGAUUUGCCAACUGGACCUCAUUGUGUUGUCUGUCUGCAAGGCAUUAAGGGUGGGGAAGUGGACAAAGUGAAGUUAGCACAGGUUUAAAGCCCUGGAAUUGAGGUAAAAUUGCAGUCAUGUGUGCAAGGCUGUGCACAGCAGUGAGCUGGACCAUGGCUGAACAGCCAGGGCAGACAGACAGAAAGGCCACAGCCACCCUUACCUCAUGGCCCAUCUGCCGUUCCCCUUUUUACAGUGUGGUUUUGGCAUCAGAUCUGGAACUUUCUUGCUGUGACGACCAAAGAGAGGCAUAGACUGGUCCUCUCCCCCAUCCGAGUAACUGUCCUCUCCAAGGCAACUUUGGCUAUAGUUGCACUAAUGAUGGAUGUUAAGCAGACAUGCAGCGAUAGGACUGGGAGAACCUCAUCUACCAGACAAAAACUCAACUUAGCAGCUGAAAAAGCAAGAUAAAACCUUAAGCCCUAGAAUGGAGCAAUCUGGAAAGUCAGUGAGAAGAGGAGCUGGUUGGCCAGCUCCCUUCUCCAGCGACUCAGUGGAAGAAGCCACAGCUUUUCUUGAGUCUUAAUGUGUUUACAGGGUGUUCAGCUCAGAGGAGCUUUUCCUGCUGUGUCUGUUCACAGGCUGACUUCUGUCUGACAUGCUUCAUUAAAAGGAGAGAAGCACAUCUGGAGCACAUGUAUUUACCGUACAUGCCAAGCUUUUUCGUUCCUAUUUCUCCUUCCCUCUUCAAGACUUGGUUUUGCAAUUUAGGGAGGAUAGAUUCUUUACCAAGGUCUGAAUUUUGGGAGCUCUUAAUUUGCCAGGUUACUCCAACCCAAAUUAUUCUGUGAUUCUAUUCUGUGAUGGCUCAAUGGUAUGGAGCAGCACUUGUGUGGUAAGGAGCAUUGCCCAUCCUGUGGUGGGAGACUGGAGAGGAGAGGGUUGCUUAAUUUGGGCAGAGCUGUCAUGAGGUUCUGCUCCCUUUGAGCUGGGAGGAGAAGGCCUCAGAAUUGGGAUCAUCCUUUGGUAGGUCACGUUGGGAAUUUGCCUUCUGCUUGUUUGUUUCCAUUACUUGCCCUUGAGAAAUGUGUUGGGAUACAAAAAUGGUGUAUGUGUUCUCCAGGCAUUCAUUUGUUUCUGCUGCUUACUCUGUGCCUGACUUUGCAGACUUCUGACUUCACGGUUUGCUUUGGGAGGGGUUAUGAUCUUUGGGUGGGGAGCAAGCACCAACAGAAGAUAAACUGUAAAGAAUGAAGGGCCUUCCAAUCGUGUCUGAAAACCCUUUUUACUAGAAAACUGAGAAGGUGGUACACAAAGACAGAGCUCUUCGAAGCAGAAGAUUGGUUAUGUGUGAGCGCAGCAGCCAGAGGGUCUAUGGAGAACAUGGAGCCCUGUUUGUCUCCUGUGUCUGUCUCUUCUCCCCGUGUCUCUGGCAGCAGACAGUAGUUGUGUUCUGGCUUUCAAGAUGGGCUUGGUGUCUUCCACCUGGGUUGGUUUCAGAUGGAUGUAAACUUUCAUUUUUGUCAAAGCUGUCUGUCUGUUUUAAGAAGACUUGAUUUGGUUGUAUUUGAACUAGUGCAAUCUGGAAAACUUUCUGUGAAAGCUGACUGUGGGCUCAGGUUUUGUCUAAUUCAGUUGUCUGUUAUUUACUGGUUAAACCAGUUUAACUUUGAGAUAAAUUGGUUUAAGCAUCCACGUGAACCACCUGCACUGGUUUAACUGCGCUUGCUGGGUGUUCUCCCCUGCUGAUCAGAGAAUACGUCCAGAAGCAGCUCAGGGAGUCAUGAUCCUUAUGUGAAUUUUGCGAAUGAAGUUAUGGCAGAUACUCUCAAAAAUCGGGAAUUACUGAAAAUGGAGGGGAGACACAUCUGAAAACUGCUUGAGCUCUAAACUGUGGUAUCUGAGUUAAUAGAGUAUUUAGUGAGAUGUCUCAGGUUGGCUGGUUUGUUUUUCUCCAACUGCUUGGAAUAGCAGAGAAGGUUUAACACGAGAAGAAAUUCCCACGUAAGUUUAUAUUGGUGGAUGAGUCCACUCAGCCUUACCCAGUCUGAGGGACCAUUUCCACUUUCUGGAUCCCACAGCAGGCCAGCCGGGACAUAGCGUCGCACAGGAGCAGGGUGACUGAGACAUUGUGCUACGUGGGGAAUGCUGCGUGCAUUGCUAGACAGUGCCAGGUUACUGAUAAAAAAAGCAGCCAACAAGUUAUUCAAAGGCUGGGAGUGCUGCUUUCUACUGAGGAAAGAAUCAGAUCUCUAAUUGCAUCUCUCUGGCUAAGGGAGGUGGAGAGGAGCUCCUGUGAGCAUUCAGAGCGAGCACAUGCAGGAAGGGACAGGUUGUUCCCUAUGGAAUAAUUAGGAGUAAUGGAAUGAAAAUGGACAAAAAGACACUAAAGGCAAACUCUGGGAAACCUUUUCAGGCAGGAGAAAUGUGUUUAGCUAGGAGGAGUCUGUUACGGGAAUGGUUUUUGAGCCGUAUCUUUUGAAAAAAGGCUGUACAGCUACGUGGAGCACACUCCAUAAAGCACAAGGCUGCUUUGAACACUGCUGAGAGAAAAGAGACUGGAUGUAGAGGUAAGAAAUGCCAGUCCUGCCUGAUAGGUCCAGGAGGAUUCACAGAGCAUCCUCCUCCGCAUCCUUCUGCUCACCCACCGCUGGCACCGAACCCUUCCCAGCUCUCCAGGAUAGACAUUAACCAGGUUUCAUACAGAAGGGAGGUCAGCUGGCGGGAGGGGCAGAGGAGAAAACACCAGUUGAGGAGCAAAUGUCCUGUCAACCCUUACACUGCCAAGGUGAAAGAAUCAGGGUGGGAGAGAGUAUUAAAUGUUUUGCUGCUUCUGCUGUGCAUUUUCUGUGCUACGUGAAUCUGUAGGAUCCGCUGGGAAUGCCCAGAAACAUCGGCUGAGUCGCAGUGUCCUGUGUCAGAUAUUUCUGAAGAUGUCGCUCCAUAGCAAUAAGAACUCCCUUUUCACAAUGCGUGGGGCCUGUCCCCGUGCCACGGGUUAUCAUCUUCCUGGGGCUUCUGGAAAUGUCACUGAACAAAACAAUAAACUACAGAGAGGUAAACCCAAGCACAGCUCCGAGUUGAAUGCCUCGUUAGUACUGUGGGAUAGUUUGCUUAUGCUAGGCCAGAAAUGGUAAACCAAUGAGAGUGUAUUGCCCUGAAAUUUAAUUUUAUAUAUUGAAUGUCUGGGGGACUUCUGUUUAAUUUUGGUUUUUCUUUGGCUGGUUAGUUGGGUUUUUUACUACUCCUGUUAGAGUCCUUUGUUUUAUACCUUGACAGAAGAGUUUUGCUCACAUUAGACAACGGUGUAUCCAGUAGACCCUUUAGGGUUUAAUGAUCUGUAGGCAGCUGAGUUUGAAUUUUUUAGAAUAGCUUCUGAAAUGAGUCAUGUAAAUGGCUCAUUGAUGCACAACGUCAACCACUGACUGAAAGGAUUUUCUUCCUUCCCAUUGUUCUAGUGUCACUGACAGUGGUCAGCAUGUCUUGGUACCCGGGUGAGCAGAGCAGCCUUAACAAUAGGAGUAUUUUACAGUGGAGUUGUCGAGUACAGGCAUGUCAAACCCUUUCAUUUUACAACCAAAGUUCCUUAAAAAGACACUUCCAGCCUCAUCAGCCUUGAAAGCUUGUUUUCAGUCUUCUGGGAGUUCUUGUGGUGGUCUCUGCAAUGUGUGUGGAUAGGAUGGUUGUUUUUUUCUUUCCAGUGGGAUGGGGGGUGGGAGGAGGGAUUUUUUUCUUUCUUGCUAUCUAUGGAGAAGGACCUUUCCACUCAAGGAAGGAGGCAUGUGUUCUGGAAGGAGCAACAGUCUUAGGAGCUGUUUUCCAUGGUCCCUUUAAACUUACUGGGACUUUAAUUUUUUUUUUUUUUUCUUUUCAAUUAUUUAAAAGGAAAACUGGUAACGGAUGAACUGAAAAAUUUGUGACAGGUGACUAGCCAAGGCUGUAAGUCCAGGAGGAACGCACAUCAUCCAGACCGUGAGAAUUGUGGUCCACGCCGUAGCUAGAAAGUGUCAUGCCGACAGACCAAACCAUCAGGAAAUCCUUGUUUGCAGCCAGUCUGAAAAGAGAAGCUGUUCCUCGUUCGUAUGUCCGUUUUCUGAAACCCCCUGCUGGGAGCUGAAUUCUUGUUGUUUCAUCAGGCAAACAAUGUUCUCCUUUCCCUCCUCACCCUCCGCCCCCUCAGUAACUUGUGUGCAUUUCCUUCCUUUCUGUAGAUGCAGAUGUUCUAGGCAAUACCACAGAUGCACCUGCGUGUGUCUCUACCUGCGAGUGCAAGAAUCUCAUGUCAUCUUAAAAAAUACAAAAAAAAUAUACAAAAAAUAUACAAAAAAUAUCUUUUUUAGGCCAGAGUUUUCUACAGGUAUUAAUGAAUAUUUUUCUUAAUCCUUAUAAGUUUUAUGUGUUUAAUAUUUCUUAAUACCGGUAGCAUUAAUUUAUACUUUUGUAGCAACACAAUAUUUUUAUAAACCGCCACCGCUGGCUUUGUCUUCAUAAUGGGGAAAAGUGCGGGCAGCUGGCCCCGCGCUGUACCAUGUACUGUAUUUAAAAGGUUAUCUAAUGUCACACUUGCUGUGUUAAUAAACAAAACAAAACCUGUUUGAAGUCUCAUGUAUUGUUGGUGUGGAUCGAAUGACUCAAUAGAGAGCAAUAUUGCACGGGGUUGAGUUGCUGAUUUUCAUUGUGAUAUAUGAACGCUUGAGGCCAACUCAAGUUCUUCUGAUUUUUUUCUUUUUAGGAUUUUGUUUUGUUUUGUUUUGUUUUUUUACAGCUAAAUAAAUUCAGUGCUGUUUGAAACUUAGACUGACGUCAAAUGAAAAGGAUUAUUAAAGAAAAAAAAAAAAAUCAAGGUGUUUAAAUGUUGCUGUUUUUACAAGUCUGUUGCUGUCUGAAUGGAAAUAUUCCACAAGAGAGGAGGAAUAGUUCCACUUAGCUUCCAAACGAGCUGAGCGCUCCAGGCCAGAGCUUGGUUAUUCAGAGAUACCUUAGAGACAUGUUUCUGCAACAUUCUUUUCAGAGUUGAUGCCAAGGCAGAAGACAAACUGUAACUGUAAGAAAGCAUCUGUUGCUUGAGGAUUUUCAUGUCAGUGUUGUAUUUAUGGUUUUACAAUAAAACAACCUUUAGGAAAAAAAA